AGCUAGCUGGUUGGAACUUGGGAUCCUUGAUUCAAAACAAGAAACCUGUCUAUCAAGUGCCGUUGUUUCGAACGUAUGAGCAACUAUGAAUGAGAAGUUUGCAUCUAUUUACUCGGGACUUGGCCAAUAUCACCAUAUGUCUAUGUCACUGACCGAGGCAGAGGUUCCUAGUUGCAAUCGUUUCCAAUUUGGCAGAAUAUCUUCCUACUGCUCUGACAUGUGGGAGUAUUACAAACCGCAAUCAUUGGAAGCUCUGAAUCCAACUUUCCCAAAAAUAGGAACUUGCCCAUCUUCAACUGUGUCAAUGGCAGACAAUUUGUCAGGGAUUCUGGAAUUGCACUCAUCGUUUGAUUUAACAAAUACAACUUCUAAAUCGGUUCCGAACACUCCUUUUGGCGAAUAUCCAACGAUGAUUUGGGAGGCUCCAAAGUUGUGCACAUCAGAUAAUAAUAAUAACAACUCUUGCAAAAAUGAUCAACGUAAUGAAGAAAAGGUUGAUGAUAAAACGAGGUCUUUAAUUAAAAAACUAUCGAAAAUUGCCAACUAUGUGUUCGGACCUUUCUUCAAGUCUGCAAUCACCAAAAAUUCAAAUUUUGCUAUCAAACCACUGGAGAUUAAUGAACAACCAGAUAUAAUCAAUUGCAAUUUUCCUGUUUCAAAAUCUGCCGUGAGCAAAACGAAUUUGAAAAAUCGGACUUGGAAAUGAAUCCAGCGGACUUGGAAAUUUCUUUGAUGAGAACUAACAACACAGAAUCCAAUCUCAAGAAUACUGAGAAGAUCGCAACUUCCAUAAACGAAAUGAUGGAUAUGAUCUCAGAUGACAACUAUAUCCCAAUGCUCCAGAAUAAUGUGGCGAAACACCAGAAGAGAAAAGUGGAGAUAUGUUCGUUAGAUGAUAACGUAGUGUAUACUUCUAGAAAACUAACAAAAGAGCUUUUGAAAUGCUCAAAAACUGAAAAACCUGACUAUGAGCCAUCAUCUGCAAAAACUCCCCAGGGAAACUUCUUCAAAGGCGAUUCCUCGGCAAAAAUUGAUUUGUUCAAAGGAUCACAUAAGUUCAUCAAAGACGAACGUGCGGAAACUUGUCCUGAUAAAACUGAGAUAACGCCGGAAGAAGUGAUUGGCUCUACUCAAAACUUGCACGAGAACAAAGCAAUUAAAGAUGUCAAAGUGCCAAUCAACGCAAACAACUUGAAACAAAAAAAUGUUAAGGAAAUUCCAACGACAGUAGAUGUUGGUCAGCUACCAAUAUUAGAUUACAACUAUUCAAAUUCUUCAAGAACAAUGAAUGAAAACUUGUUCAGCCCAAAGAAAGUGUUUGGCAAAAACGAGUAUCAAUAUGGCCCGUCGAUGGGUAAACUAAUUGAAAGGAUGGGAACCGGAACUCCAAAGAAAGUGGUCUCCGAGUAUUCUUCAUCUCCAAUAGCUGCAAUCUUUUCGCCAAAAAAGGAUAGUCAUGAAUUUGCUGAUUCAAAUAAACUGCAGAAAACUACAAAACCUUCCAUUUGUAUGAAAUUUGGAAACUGCGGUCGCCUUCCUGAUUUGGAACCAAAUAAGAAAAACUGGUUGAGACAAAACAUGGCACAAUUCGCUGGUCACCAUGCGUCUGUUAUUGAUAGCACUAAAAGCUUUACCAAAUUGAAGGAGAUAUACAAUCUUCCGCGCACUACUGGCCACAGCAACUAAUAACUUUGAAACUAAACUUCCUCCAUAUUGAAUUGAUCUUCAUUUGUACAAUUAUAACACUUUUUAAUUGAAAUUAAUUAUUUAAACGCCACUUUGUGAAUAUCGUUUGAUUUUUAUUUGCCUUUUUUUAUAAUAUUUAGUAUAUAAUUUUUGGUAUAUUUUUCCUAGCAAUUAACAUUAACAUUUAAAGUAAACAUUUAAAAGACUGACUGUCGAGUGAAGAAUUGCACAAUGAAUUUUUUGGUAUUUUA
This is a messenger RNA of Caenorhabditis elegans, 1937 nucleotides long. It is a transcript of the gene F23D12.10, whose product is annotated as Chromosome 1 open reading frame 141. The record is from RefSeq and is marked reviewed. The transcript is spliced from 7 exons. NCBI's taxonomy places the organism in Eukaryota, Metazoa, Nematoda, Chromadorea, Rhabditida, Rhabditidae. Bases 703 to 1686 code for a protein of 327 amino acids.